AUGGAUUUCAACCUGCUGAGCGAGGCGGAGGCGCGCAGCCCGGCCCUGUCCCUCUCCGACGCCGGCACCCCCCACCCUGAACACGGCUGCAAAGGGCCGGAGCACAGCGACACGGAGAAGUCGCAGCACAACCCGGCGGAGGAGGUGGCCCCCGAGGACGGGGCCCUGAAGAAGAAACAGCGGCGACAGCGGACACACUUCACCAGCCAGCAGCUGCAGGAGCUGGAGGCCACCUUCCAGCGCAACCGCUAUCCGGACAUGAGCACCCGCGAGGAGAUCGCCGUCUGGACCAACCUCACCGAGGCCCGCGUCCGGGUGUGGUUCAAGAACCGGAGAGCCAAGUGGCGGAAGCGGGAGCGGAGCCAGCAGGCCGAGCUGUGCAAGGGCGGCUUCGGGGCGCAGUUCAGCGGGCUGGUGCCGCCCUACGAGGAGAUGUACCCCGGCUACUCCUACGGCAACUGGGCGCCCAAGGGUCUGGCCGCCGGGCCCCUGGCGCCCAAGAGCUUCCCCUUCUUCAACUCGGUCAACGUCAGCCCGCUGGCCUCGCAGCCCAUGUUCUCGCCCCCCAGCUCCAUCGCCUCCGUGCCCAUGCCCGCCUCCAUGGUGCCCGCCGCGCCCGCCGCGCCCGGCCCGGCCUCGCUGCAGAACCUGGGCGGCUUGCAGAACCUGGGCGGCGGGCCCGGGCUGGCUCCGGCCGUGCCCUCGGGGGCGGGGUCGUGCCCCUACGCCUCGGCCGCCGCCGCCGCCGCCGCCGCCGCUGCCGCCGCCGCCGCCGCCCCCUACGUCUACCGGGACCCCUGUAACUCCAGCCUGGCCAGCCUCAGGCUCAAAGCCAAGCAGCACGCGUCCUUCAGCUACCCGGCCGUGCCCAACGCCGCCAGCGCCGCCGGCGCCAACCUCAGCCCCUGCCAGUACGCCGUGGAGCGGCCCGUAUGAGGGCCCGAGGCAGGACUGGCCCGCGCCCCGCCCGGGGGGCGACGAGGCCCAACCGAGA
Ornithorhynchus anatinus (platypus) is the source of this 994-nucleotide messenger RNA. It is a transcript of the gene PITX3, whose product is annotated as paired like homeodomain 3. The record is from RefSeq and is a predicted model, not a curated record. Gene Ontology annotation, biological process: anatomical structure morphogenesis; regulation of transcription by RNA polymerase II. The transcript is spliced from 3 exons. Gene Ontology annotation, cellular component: nucleus. Lineage: Eukaryota; Metazoa; Chordata; Mammalia; Monotremata; Ornithorhynchidae. Gene Ontology annotation, molecular function: RNA polymerase II cis-regulatory region sequence-specific DNA binding; DNA-binding transcription factor activity, RNA polymerase II-specific. Bases 1 to 936 code for a protein of 311 amino acids.